Molecule: messenger RNA, 2055 nt
Organism: Sinocyclocheilus grahami
Lineage: Eukaryota; Metazoa; Chordata; Actinopteri; Cypriniformes; Cyprinidae
Product: LIM domain and actin-binding protein 1-like
Exons: 8
Coding region: 2-1660 (552 amino acids)
Source: RefSeq, a predicted model, not a curated record
GAUGUAUGAAAAGGGCAAAAGCAAGGUGCAAAGAGAAGUGAACAGCAGCUCAGAGGAUGUGGACACACAAAUGGGAAACAAAGGUACGCCCAGUCUGAAGCGCAGUGGCUCUAUCAAGGACAGGAUGGCGAAAUAUCAAUUAGCGGUCACCAGAAAGGCUUCUUUUACUGUGCCACGCUCUGCAAACCAGUCAGAAACAGAGGAAAGUGUUCCCUCCAUGGAUCAUAAGGAGAUUUCGCCACCUGCUGGUGAUAGACAGAUAGUGAGCACACUCCCUGAGUCAAACUGCACAAAGAUCAAUGGAGAGCAUGUACACACAUCGAGCCCUAGUGGGGCAGCUCCUGUAGCAGAGAACAAGCAGCCUCCUAAAGUGGCCAGGAAACUUCAUCUGCCUGUCCAUGAAAGAUGUGUGUCCUGCCUAAAGACCGUUUACCCAUUGGAGAAACUUGUUGCUAAUCAGCAGAUUUACCACAAGAGUUGCUUCCGCUGUGGCUUUUGUAGUACCAAACUCAGUUUGGGGACUUAUGCUUCCCUACAUGGAGACAUCUACUGUAAACCUCACUUCAGCCAGCUAUUCAAGUCUAAGGGCAACUAUGAUGAGGGAUUUGGCCAUCGACCACACAAGGAAAUGUGGACACCACGAACAAACGAAGAGGAACCUGAGAGAGAUGAAAACUCAAAGCCCUUUGUGGUAGACUCCGUGUUAGUGAAGCCUACAGAACAGUUGUGCCCUAAAGUGGAGGAGUCACAACUGGUCAAAUUAACUGGCCUCGCUGCAGCUCUAGAGACAAAAAGUCAAACCAGCUCAACGGAAAAACUACAAACCCCUUCUGUGGAAACAAGAAAACUGAGAGUUGCGUGGCCACCUCCUGCAGACAGUGAUGGAAGCUCCAUCCAGUCCAGUCCAGUCACUGAAGUUGGAAAGGGUUCAUCCAAGCUUUUCAGAGCAAAGUGGCCUCCAGAGGAGGAAGCUCCAUCUGCUCAGCGGAGCCAUGAAAGAGCAGAACUGAAAAGUCUUCGACGUAGUUCCUCACUCAAAGAGCGGAGCCGUCCUUUUUCUGUGGCACCAAGCUUAGCAUUAUCCAAUGCUUCAAAACAAGAGUCACAAUUAUCUCACAAGGUUGCUUUGGUCAGACGAGGCUCACUGGAGGAUCUUCAUUCACGGUCAAAAGUGAAAGACAAAACUGAAGUGCAGGAAGAGGCAAGAAUCCCAGAUGAAAAGACAAAGGACAGUGAAAGCCAAUCCAAGGAGAACGUUGAGAGUCCUGCCAAACUUGAUAGUACAGAAAAGAUGCCCUCCUCUAUUCUCAAACCGACGCAACAAACAAAAAAUGAAUCUGGUCUACAACAAACAAAUAAAGAGUCUCUUACUCAACUAACAAAAAAGGAGCCUGAGCUACAACAACAACAUGAGGUUCCGAAAGGCAAUGUGGAAGAUGAGGAAAAACCGGUGAAAUGCUUAAGCACUUCUCCUGAGCUCCAGUCUUCCCAGGACACAUGCUCUCCAACUGUGGAAGAAAAAGCCCAUAUGAAAUCCCAGGAUGUGGGCUUCUGGGAUGGCGAGGAGGCUGAGGAGUCCCUGACUGUAGAGGAGAUGAUCAAGAGGAAUCGCUACUAUGAAGAUGACGACAACGAGGAAGAGGAGGUGGCAAUAGUUUGACAAUAUAUGUCAUCAAUCCCUUCCAUUUAUUUUCUCUGAAAAUGCAACUGGUAUAAAUUCAACAUAAAAAAAAAACCAAGUACUAUGGUACAGGACAUCUUUUUCUUUAAACUUCUUUCUUGGAACAUGCUAUUUUUUUUGUAUUUUGUUCUUUGCCAUCCAUGUUUUCUUUUGGUUGCUGUAAAAAUUACUGGUUUACAAAAAGUUUUAAAUCACUAUUGUUGUUUAUUAAUCGAAGAAUAUUUUGUGUUGAUCCCAAUUAACAAAUUUUCUCUUAUUUUCAGCCUUUGACAGUUUAAUCAACAGUUUUAGUUACUCUCCUAGUCCAUAUUUUAAAACAUUUUCUACUGUUUUAAUGAUUAUUGAUCAUAUUGAGAUUAUUAAGCAAGUACACA